CCCUUGCUGGUACCAAUAAAUUCAAACAUUUCGCUGAUACUGCUGUGCAUUAUUAGCCAAAGCAUAGCCGUUGUUGAACGUAUUUAUUUAAUUGUCUUGUUCCUAAAACACACUGCUACUUGCGAGUUUAGUGUAAGUGUACACAGUGUUUUUAACUUUCCUAAACAAUAUCUAUCGCAUUCAAAAAUAAGGAAGAUCGAUAAUGUCAUCGAAAUUCAACAAAAACGGCAUUAUCUUCGGGUACAUCGAUGCCUUCUGCUUGGUGUGCGAGAGCAAUGUCCUCACCGGGGAGAAUGAGAUCGAGGAGCACAUCGGCUUGCAUGCGCAUAAAAAUAACAUGAACUCUGCACAACUGGUUGAGGAACUUAAAGAAGACCAUAUACUGAAGGUCAAAAAAGGUUACUUCUGUAUGCUAUGCAACGUUAUAUUCACAUCGCUGGUCAAAGUAGCUUUACAUGUUGCCGAGAAACAGCACAAAUCACGCCUGUUGAGACGUACUGGACAUUUGAUUCAUUUUGGCGAAGUGUUGAUCGACGAGACAGCAUGGCAGGGCCUCGUGGAGGAUAUGUGUGCUGUCUGCAACGCGGAAUUUGUUAACGAAUCCGAGCACCUUGCAGAGCCUUCACAUGCUCUGAAUUUGGUGAAGAAUAACGUAGAAUUUUACAGCGGACAAAUAUAUCGUAAGAUCGAUGACACAACAUUCCAAUGUAUAACAUGUAACACAGUGUUAAUGCUGAGUGACAUCGUUACACACUUCGAAGAUUCAAAACACAUUGAUAUACUACAAAAUUGCAAAUCCAAAUUAGUUAUUGAGACGUUUGAAAGUAACGAUACUCAAGCUUUAGACACACCAAACGAUUGCGGUAAAAGCAGCAGCAGUGAGGCAUUCAAUUCCGCUGAAGGGUCUAUCGAUGAAUAUGACCCAUCACCUGUUUGGGCUUUAGAUACCCUUACAGCCUUAGAUGAUACAGUUACAGCCACUUCAGAAAACAAUGCAUCGAAAAUAUUAGAAUCAGUCACUUCGUUUGAAAAGAACGAGGUAAACAUUAACUUUGAAAACGAGACUGCUUUAUGCAAGAAAUGUCUGGGAAACAUUGAUUUUGAGUAUAAUUCUAUUGAAAGUAAUAUCGAAGAACACAAAAGAUAUCCAAAGAAGCGGAAUGUUGCCUAUGUUCAUUUUCCUUGCGAAGCGGACAUGAGAAUUCACAGACCAACGGCGACUGCAAAAACGAUACCAGUGGCCUCUUCAGUCGGCAACUGCAGCAACGAAAAUGUUAAAAACAAAAUCGUUCCUCGCAUAAAUAAGCACCGAAAUGAAAACACAACUGAAUCCGAUAUUUCUGGGAUAGUAAAUGAUCAACAUACAAAUAAUAAUGAGCAAAAAGAUGAUGAUCUAGAAGCAUUUGCGAAACAAAACCAAUUUACACUACAUUCAGGAAAGCAUAGUGCUUUUUGCAAGCUGUGCGGAACCAAUGUGCCUUCAUCCUUUAAGGCUAUGAAAGAACACGUGGAAGGAAAUGGGCAUCGGAGCAGAAUGGCUUCCAGUCGGUCCCACAGUCGGUCCCGGUCGUCCUCAUCUACCCGCGAACAAGAUUUCCGUAAGAUGCCCACGGAAGACUACAUAGAUGAACUUUUGACCAUCGAAAGUUUAUUUUUCGGCCAUGUCAAAAUAGUAAAUGACAAGUUUUGCAUUACACCGUCCAGUUUUCAUCUGAUUACUGAAAACGGAGGCCGAGUAAGAUGUCAACUGUGCGAGAUAACGAUCGCCCCCUGGGAAAAUACCGCGCAUAUAAAUUCAGUCACCCACCAAAGGAGAUUCAAGAAGGUUCCCGUAUUUUGGACGACUGCUUCCGAGUUCGUCAGAGAAGUUCGCCCUGGUCUAUUUCACUGCGGCUUUUGCAACAUAAUAGAGGCAGGUGUGAAGCCGCUUGAAAACCACUUCAGAAGUUCAGAGCAUCAGGUGCGGAAAGAGAGCGCGAAGACUACACUCGCACGGCACCGGCCAGCCAUAGAGCGCUUCAAAAUCGAAAGAUUUCUGGCUAGAAUGUUUGGGAGAAGUACUUAUUGGUUCUAAUAAUCAAGGAAAUUCGUAAAACUGAAAUAUAACUUUGCUUGUUUAUAAUAUGUGGCAUCAAAUUAAAAUCAUAUUUGUAAUUUAACAUCAAAUUAUAAAAGAACAAUUUAUUGUUUUUACUAUAUUAAAUGGGGUGAAAUUAUUUCAAUACUUACCCAUUCUUGAUUUGAAUUUUUAGUUAUAAUUGUGUAUUAAUUAUUUAAUUACUAAACUUGAUUUUUAUAAUAAGUAUAUUAUUCACUGUUAGUUGAUUUUGGAUUGAAAUUAUAAUUUACUGUUAAUCGCAAUCGUGUUUCAUUUUCACACGGAGAGUUCAGGGUUUAGGUUUAGCAGAUUAAAAUACUUAAUACUUUUAUGUGUUUAUUCAACUUAAGUCUUCGUUCUUGUUGGAAUACAAAAACAAAGAUAUAAAUAUUGUUAUAAAUAUGAUCCUAUCGGAGUAUUUUAAAGUAGAAAAAUUUAAUAUGAUAACUAGGUANGAUAACUAUAUCUUAGAACAGUAAACUUUUUGUGUGCCAGUAGUAUUACUACACAUAUUUCACUAUACAUACUGUUUUCACGUUUAAGAACAGGGAGCUGAUCCGAAUAAUAGGAGUAACAUCAUUUACAAACGUAAUUCCCUCUUAUAUGUGAACUUCUCACAGUGGAGACCCAAAGGCUGUACAUAUCUACGAAAUAAAACAUUUCCCAUAGAAAAAAUAGUUUUUUUAUAGCUGCAUAUGAAAAUAAAUGCAUUAGCUGCUAAAUAAAAUGAAUCUUCUCCAUUUUUCUUCCUCAAGUUAAAAUUAGAUAUCACCACUGGGGUUCACUCCACUAUCUAGUUACGAAAAUGCUACGUAUUUUUAGAUACAUUCACUGCAAUCAUGAGAUCACUUAGACAUACAAAAUACGCACGGUAAGUUUGCUACACGUUACGUUAAAAAAAUAUUACACCAACAGCAUCACAGAUCAAUAAGGUAAAUAAAUACUAAUAAUAUACAUAUUUGGCUCCAAUCUUUGAGCAAUUUUAAUCUAUAUUAUAAUCCCAAAAUCCCAUUACAAUUUCUAAUGCGACUGCUACAAAAAGUUACAUGAAGCUUUCAAUCAAUACUUAAAAUUAUUUUAAAUAAAAAUUUACUCAAAAUAUUUUGUCAAAAUUACAUGGGAUUUCGUUCUCUUUGAACUAAGCAGUUACUAUAUGAUAUUUAGACAUUCCCAUCGUUGUCAUUGUGGUAUGAUUUCGCUUAUGAAUAAUUGUAAUUUAUUUGCAUGGAUAUAUUUUUCUGACUGUACUCAUUUUACCAGAGUAAAUGCGUUAGCAUGAGUUAAUGAUAUUAUGCAGAAUGUCAUGGAUUUGAAAUUUAAAAAAAAGUAAGUAAAUAUAUUUGGGUAAUAUAUAAAAUAACUCAAAUACAGAGGAUCUACUAAAAUUACCAAAUAUGUAAUAAAAAUCCUUUUGUUUUUAUGCGAUUCUUUAAAAUAUAUCUGCAUAUAAUACUAUCUUAGUAUGUAUAGCACCAGUGAGCAUUUUUAUAAAAUACAGACUAUGUCUGAUUUAAA
Ostrinia furnacalis (Asian corn borer) is the source of this 3613-nucleotide messenger RNA. RefSeq lists its product as uncharacterized. The record is from RefSeq and is a predicted model, not a curated record. Bases 203 to 2074 code for a protein of 623 amino acids. NCBI's taxonomy places the organism in Eukaryota, Metazoa, Arthropoda, Insecta, Lepidoptera, Crambidae. The transcript has 5 exons. Gene Ontology annotation, molecular function: nucleic acid binding; zinc ion binding.